Messenger RNA from Strigops habroptila (Kakapo), 1292 nucleotides. RefSeq names its product gap junction beta-3 protein-like. NCBI's taxonomy places the organism in Eukaryota, Metazoa, Chordata, Aves, Psittaciformes, Psittacidae. The transcript is spliced from 2 exons. Gene Ontology annotation, biological process: cell communication. The record is from RefSeq and is a predicted model, not a curated record. Bases 1 to 774 code for a protein of 257 amino acids. Gene Ontology annotation, cellular component: connexin complex.
AUGGAUUGGAAGACGCUGCAGGCGCUGCUCAGUGGGGUCAACAAGUACUCCACAGCCUUCGGCCGCAUCUGGCUCUCCGUGGUCUUUGUCUUCCGCGUGCUGGUCUAUGUGGUGGCGGCCGAGCGCGUGUGGGGAGACGAGCAGAAGGACUUUGACUGCAACACACGGCAGCCGGGCUGCACCAAUGUCUGCUAUGACCACUUCUUCCCCAUCUCCCACAUCCGCCUCUGGGCCCUGCAGCUCAUCUUUGUCACUUGUCCUUCCCUCCUGGUCAUCAUGCACGUGGCCUACCGGGAGGACCGCGAGAAGAAGAACCGGGAGAAGAACGGGGAGGACUGCCCCAAGCUCUACAGCAACACGGGCAAGAAGCACGGCGGGCUGUGGUGGACCUACCUGCUCAGCCUCUUCUUCAAGCUUAUCAUAGAGAUCCUGUUCCUCUACCUCCUCCACAAGAUGUGGGACAGCUUUGACUUGCCACGGCUGGUCAAGUGCUCCAAUGUGGACCCCUGCCCCAACAUUGUAGACUGCUACAUCGCUCGGCCAACCGAGAAAAGAGUCUUCACUUAUUUCAUGGUCGGAGCUUCCUCAAUCUGCAUCGUCCUCACCGUCUGUGAGAUCUUCUACCUCAUCUUCAAGCGGGUUGUCCGGCGUGCGCAGAAGUGGAAGAAGUCCACCAAGCGCUCCGUCAGCUACAGCAAGGCCUCCACGUGCCGGUGCCACCUCAAGACAGAGGAGAAGGACAACAAGUCCCAAACUAGAGGAGAGGAGCUGUGAGCUCGCCCGUCCCAGCUGCCUCACCUUCCCUUGGCCCAGCAGCUUUCCAAGGCUGCCAAGUCAAGUCCCUGAACCCUCAAGGUGUGAGAAAUGACUGAACCCAACAAGUAAAGUCCCUGAGAGAGACCGGCGGGUGGCCGAGCAGACGCAGGUAAGGCAAGGGCAGGCCUGGAGCUUGGCCGGCUGCUCGCGGUGGUGCCACAGGGCUUGGACAUCACACCAGUGCCCUAAAGAGAUGCUGAGCUCAGCGCCGUGGCCAGAGCCCUCUUCGUGCACCAGAGGAAUCACGCAGGAGCAGGGCUUGGUUGGCCCCAUUUGCCCAGUUGGCCAGUUCUGGGGCAGGACACCAGGCCCCUUUGCUCAUGCAAGCACCGUGCUGGUGUCCUACCCAGAUGCCCUCGCUGGCUCUGCUGCUGCCCUCGGUGCCUUUGCAUCCCUCUCGCCUCGGAUAGAUGUCACACACAGCACGACCUAUGGAUCCAAAAGGCCAAUAAAUGUGUUGUCUGUGGACACUGGGA